Syngnathoides biaculeatus (alligator pipefish) is the source of this 2491-nucleotide messenger RNA. RefSeq names its product fibroblast growth factor 6-like. The transcript is spliced from 3 exons. Bases 386 to 961 code for a protein of 191 amino acids. Gene Ontology annotation, cellular component: cytoplasm. NCBI's taxonomy places the organism in Eukaryota, Metazoa, Chordata, Actinopteri, Syngnathiformes, Syngnathidae. Gene Ontology annotation, molecular function: fibroblast growth factor receptor binding; growth factor activity. Gene Ontology annotation, biological process: cell differentiation; positive regulation of gene expression; animal organ morphogenesis. The record is from RefSeq and is a predicted model, not a curated record.
UCCUCCAAUCGCCCACUCGUGACUCAGUGUUUUGGGCGGAGUGGGGGUCCGCAGCGGUGAUGUCACGCCGCUGAGGGACGCCGGCGUCAGGGCCCAGGUGAGCGAGCCGCCCGCUGCGCCGCCGUGCCGAGUCCCCUCCACUGGCCGGCGUCGCUCAAGAUGCUCAUCGCCGCCGGCGCCUGCACCUCAAGCUCGGACGCGCUCGCUCCCAUUUCCCCUCGGAUCCCGGGCCAUGGCGCCUUGAGCCGCGUCCUCCUCCUCCUCCUCCUCCUCCUCCGCCGUCGCCGCCGCCGCCGCCCGCGCGAUGUCCCAGGACGGCGACAAAUAGGACGAGGUGCGUUUCUCGGGCAGGUGUCCGCGCGCUGCGCCAAGGCGCCCCUGCAGGAUGACGCUGCCGGCCGCGCUGGUACUUUGGACUUGCGCGUGGGGCGUCGUCGCCCCGAGCGGCCGGAGCGGGUCCAACGCCACUGAGGUGGAGAGGCGCUGGGAGACGCUGUUGUCGCGCUCCUACCUGGGCCUCGGCGGUGGCGGCGGGGGGGCCGCGCGGCCCGACUGGCAGAGCGACUACCUGCGGGGCGUCAAGCGGGUGCGCCGCCUCUACUGCAACGUGGGCAUCGGCUUCCACCUGCAGGUGCUCCCGGACGGCACCAUCGCCGGCGCGCACGUCGAGGACCCGCACAGUCUCGUCGAGAUCUCCAGCAUGCAGCGAGGAGUGGUCAGCUUGUUCGGGGUCAAGAGCGAGAUGUUCGUGGCCAUGAGCCGAAGGGGUCGGCUCUACGGGACGCGGCGCUUCGGCGACGAGUGCAAAUUCAGGGAGACGCUGCUGCCCAACAACUACAACGCCUACGAGUCUUUUGUUUACAAGGGCUUCUACGUGGCCCUCAGCCGGCACGGGCGGGCGCGGCGCGGCGACAAGGCCACCCCCGCCGCCACUGGCACGCACUUCCUCCCCCGGCUGUGACUGACGCCGUCGCUGCUGCCGCCGCCGCCGCCGGGCGUUUGAACGCGCAGGUUUUAUUUCCUUCCAGGUAACACCCCGUGUCAGCGCCACCGGACUGCGCACACGUUGACGCCAUGUUAUUAUAUAAAUAUGUAUGUAUAUCCGGAGAGCUAUCGUCGUCGUUGACGGCCAUGCUGUGCUGCUUUUUCGAGGCCUUUGCCGCUCUCGCUUGAUGCUCGCGCAGCUACGCUAUUUGGACACGCCCUUCAAUUGAGAUCUAAACUGGGAACAAUUCAAAAGCGACGACGGCUCGUGUGGGUGAAUUUGGCGUGCGCAAAAAUUCAAACAAAAACACGCUUUGAAAAUUUCUUCCGUCCCAAUACAGGAGAUAUGUUUUUUUUUUUUUUUUUUUAAAUGAGUCGUAGCUCAGACCAUUUUUUUAUUUUUUUGCUUUGACUUGUGAGCUAAAUUUGUGAUUCUGUUCUGAUUCAGAUUCUGAAAAAUUACUAGGUUGUGUAUUUAAAACAAGCUUGAAGUCCGCUUGCAAACAGUGUAAAAUGCCAUGGAUAUGCUAACGAAUAUCAUGAAAGUCGCAAUGGAUAUUUGACUUCAAACUUUGGCUGAUGCAACAAAUUCUUGAUUCGUCUGCAUCUGACUGAAGAGCAGCUACUGACUCUUCCCAUGUCCGUAUGUCUGCCACCUGGUGGGCGAGGUUGGGACAUUUGCAUCCAUCCAUUAUCUUAUCACUGCUUGUCCUCACAAUGAUUGAGGUCCAAACCCUAUCCGGGCUAUCUUCGGGCAGGAGGCGGGGCCGGCCACACCCUGAAAUUUUCCCCAGCCAAUCGCAAUGUAGAUAGAGACGAACAGCACUUGCACUCACAAUCACAACUGGGGGCAAUUUAGAGUCUCGUUCCUCUUUUUCUUUCGGCUUGUCCCGUUACGGGUCGCCACGCUAUUAAUGCAUAUUUUUGGGGACGCGCGAGGCACGGUUAGAAUACGCGGGACCGGGAUUUGAACCCCGGUCCUCAGAUAUGUGAGGCCACUGCGCGACAGCUGCUCAUACCUGAAGCAGCGAUGCAACUUUCACUGAACGGAAGCAAGAAAAUAUGGCAAUAUGGUUUUCAUUCUUUAGAAUUUUCUUUGACUACAUCAGUAGUGUAAGUCUCAAAGUACAAAAUUAUAGAGCGCUUUUUUUUGUGGUUAAAAAACAUUUUUCCCCCCGCAGUCUGAAACAUAUUCAUGGCAUUUUAGUUUUUUUCCAAUGGUGUAAGAUGAUUACAUUUUUUUUUUUUGUGUCAGGAGAGUGGUCAGUCAUAUCUGAAGGUGUCGGUGUCCACAUAGUGUACGUCGCUGACAUGAAGCGAGAGGGUCUUGUAUGUGCUUAUAAGGUUUGACAUGAGGGACGCAUGGAACAAUCUUGAGUGUGUGCGUGCGCGUACGAGUGACUUUAAAUGCACUACUUUGCUGUACCAUUAAAAAAAGGUGCCUUGGCGCUCCCCCUUCCCCGAGCCUCCCCCCGAACUUGCAUGUAAAAGACACCAAGGCGAAAAA